AUGGAGAAAACUGUAAUUAAAUGUACAGAUUGUGAAGCAACAUUUACAUUAAAAAAAAAUAUGUAUGCUCAUUGCCGUAACAUUCACAAAAUUGAACAUUUAAGCAAAAAACCAAAAAUGUCUCAAUGUCAUAUUUGUGAUGUAAAAUUUGUGAAUAAAAAGUGUUUAUUCCAACACAUGAAAACAUUUCACAAUAAUUCUACAAAUGAAAAACAUACUAGAAUAAUAUGCCCUUAUGACUUAUGUGAGGAAUACUUAUUUACAUCUCUCAAAUUAAGAGAACACUUGUGUGUUAAACACAAUAUUACAGUAGAGCUGGAAGAGAUAACUUUUGAUAAUUUAAAAG
Messenger RNA from Acyrthosiphon pisum (pea aphid), 346 nucleotides. Its product is annotated as zinc finger and BTB domain-containing protein 6-like. The annotation marks the transcript as partial. The transcript has a single exon. NCBI's taxonomy places the organism in Eukaryota, Metazoa, Arthropoda, Insecta, Hemiptera, Aphididae. The record is from RefSeq and is a predicted model, not a curated record.